ACCGACAGGCCGCUGGGGUCGGGAGACUGCCGAGUCCUUUCUCUUCCCCAAGUGCAGACAGAGCCCCCUGGAGCCAUGGCCAGCCCUUCUGACAGCCCCGAAGACUCGGGCAAGCUCCGAGGCAGGGAUGGCCGGCAGAGGAGGGAGGAGGAGGAGGAUGCCCCUCCGGAGGAGAAGAGAUUGAAGCUGGGGCUGGAGGGAGGAAGCGCAGCGCAGGAGGAAGGAGAAGACGCGCCACGUCUGGGCAGGGAAGAGACCGGCACCCAGACAGGUGGCGAAGGCAGAGGUGAUAUACCGUCCCUGCCAUAUGACCUGGUUGAGGGUCAGGACUACAAAUCUGAGAACUCCACCCUCCUCUCCAGUGCCAGGAACAGUCUAGAAGACUCAGUUUUGACGAGCCUGGCUACCAGCAAAGCUGAGGACACUGCUCAAAGAACUCAUGCCAGUGGAACUUACGGCUUCCUUGAUCGGACUCAGCAUUCAGAUAUCAAAGCAGACUGCAAUACCUGUGUGGAAAUAGAGGACAGAAAGGUUUCAAGACAACAGAUGAAUUGUGAAAGAGAGCAGCUAAGGGGUAAUCAGGAAGCAGCAGCUGCCCCGGACACAAUGGCUCAGCCUUACGCUUCAGCCCAGUUUGCUCCCCCUCAGAACGGCAUCCCAGCGGAAUACACGGCCCCUCACCCCCAUCCCGCGCCAGAGUACACGGGCCAGACCACCGUCCCCGAGCACACGUUAAACCUGUACCCUCCCGCCCAGACGCACUCGGAGCAGAGCGCAGCGGACACCAGCGCGCAGACCGUGUCGGGCACCGCCACACAGACAGAUGAUGCGGCACCAACGGAUGGCCAGCCCCAGACACAACCUUCCGAAAACACAGAAAACAAGUCCCAGCCCAAGCGGCUGCACGUCUCCAACAUCCCCUUCAGGUUCCGGGAUCCGGACCUCCGACAAAUGUUUGGCCAAUUUGGUAAAAUCUUAGAUGUUGAAAUUAUUUUUAAUGAGCGAGGCUCAAAGGGAUUUGGUUUCGUAACUUUCGAAAAUAGUGCCGAUGCGGACAGGGCGAGGGAGAAAUUACACGGCACCGUGGUAGAGGGCCGUAAAAUCGAGGUAAAUAAUGCCACAGCACGUGUAAUGACAAAUAAAAAGACUGUCAACCCUUAUACAAAUGGCUGGAAAUUGAAUCCAGUUGUGGGUGCGGUCUACAGCCCCGAGUUCUAUGCAGGCACGGUGCUGCUGUGCCAGGCAAACCAGGAGGGAUCUUCCAUGUACAGUGCCCCCAGUUCACUUGUAUAUACUUCCGCAAUGCCCGGCUUCCCGUAUCCAGCCGCCACCGCCGCGGCCGCCUACCGAGGGGCGCACCUGCGAGGCCGUGGCCGCACCGUGUACAACACCUUCCGCGCCGCAGCGCCCCCGCCCCCGAUCCCGGCCUAUGGCGGAGUAGUGUAUCAAGAGCCUGUGUAUGGCAAUAAAUUGCUGCAGGGUGGUUAUGCUGCAUACCGCUACGCCCAGCCGACCCCUGCCACUGCCGCUGCCUACAGUGACAGAAAUCAGUUCGUCUUCGUUGCAGCAGAUGAAAUUUCUUGUAACACCUCUGCAGUUACGGACGAGUUUAUGCUGCCGACCCCUACCACCACACACUUGCUCCAGCCCCCACCUACAGCGUUGGUGCCAUGAAUGCUUUUGCACCCUUGACUGAUGCCAAGACUAGGAGCCAUGCUGAUGAUGUGGGUCUCGUUCUUUCUUCAUUGCAGGCUAGUAUAUACCGAGGGGGAUACAACCGUUUUGCUCCAUACUAAAUGACAAAACCAUUAAAACCUUCCAAUGUGGGGAGAGAGGAAGCUUUCCGAGGCCUGGGUAUUGCAAUACACGCAGUAGUACAUCAUUUUAGCAGCUCUAAAAAUAAAAAAAAAAAAAAAAAAAGGAAAAAAAUUACAUUUUUUAUCUUAUACCUCAGAUAUUUUGUUCUGUGUAUUUUAAUAUUGUGGGUCUUUAAUUUCUGAAGGUUCCGUAGUUUGGUUGCUGGCUGUAGGAGUUUUUGUGGUUGAACUAGAGAGACGCUAGCUAUGAAUAAAAACCGGUUUAGGGCCAUAUCCAGAGUGCUAUAUCAUGUAAAUGAAUUCUAUAUGCUGAAUCUUAAGCUACUGGGGUUAUCAGCUGUCUGGGAAGAGUGUAAGUGACUACAAUAGUCAUUUUUUUCUGCAUCUGCUUUAUUUUCUUUUACGAGCGGGGAAGGGUGGGGGGGGAGGGUCUUAGGGGACGGGGACCGGGAUUUGGGCUAAAAGGAAACCCAGAAUAGUAACUGACGAAUCCAAACGACCCACUGCACCAACAAUCAUAUGUCAGCGGUUCUAAGUUACUCAUUGAGUUCAAGCCAAAGGUUAUGUUGUUUAAGGGAGUGCUUCUCCAAGCACUUUGUGCAUCCAAGUUGAAGUUGAAUGAAGCUGUGCAAACCCACCCUUUAAACCAUUCCACUUGGCCGUUUUCAGCUUCUCAACCAGCCGCUAGUUAUUUAGGCAAAAACUGCUAGUUAGGCCAUCAACAAGCAUUCUUUUUAUAUUUCUUCCAGUAUAAUAAAUUAUUGAUAUCAUUGCUGACUUUUAUAUUACGGGAGGGAAAAAAAAAUAACAUUAAUAAAAAGGUGAUAAAAAAGCACUGUUUCUAUUUUUUUCUUUUUUUCCAAAAAAAGAAAGUAAUAAAAACUUAAAUUCUUUGUACCAGUUAAAAAAAAAAUGUAUAAAAUUUACAUCUGUGCAGUGGCGUUGUUAAGUUCUAGAAACAGUCUAUGAAGCUUUAGUUUUAGCCUAGUAGAGCAACUGUUAGAGACAGAUGUAUAAUUUUUAUGGAAUUACAUGAUAAUCAUAUUCGGAUUUAUAGAAGCAUUUUACAAGUAUUGCAAUCAUUGAGUAGAGAUAAUCAUGGUAUUUUCAUCAGCUUGGUACUUUUUGAAACAUGACUGUGUUGUGUGAGCAAUCUGCAAUUUUUCCGUCCAUGAGAGCCUGCCCUCCUCCUCCUCCUGGUCCCCGAGGAGUCUCUCAAACCAGUAUCUUUAGUUCCGUCUCCAAGGCCCAGGACACUCGUCAGAAGGAAGCAAAAAAAGUAGGUUUCACCCUCCUCUCCCCAUACCCCCCCGCAAGAACAAAAGCUCCGUCCCCCCUACUUCCCCCAAGCAGGGCCAGAGUGACAGCCGAAAAAUUGCAGUUUGUACUACUUCUGUUUGAACUCUUUCCAUGUUGUCCUGUUUACAAGUUAACCUAAGUUGGGGUAUCUGUCACGGGUCUUCCUGUUUUUGUAUUUAAAUGAAAAACAAACAGCGGCCAGCCGCCUCCAGUAGUCCCGCUGCCAUAGGUCAGUCUCCUUGUGUACAGCGUAGGCCCUAUGGCGCGCCCCUCAGCCGAUUAUCAACUCACCGCUGUGGACCUGCCAAUCCGCUUUAACAACUCUGCUUUCAAACAAAACCAAACAAAACUUUAAAAAAAAAAAAAAA
Molecule: messenger RNA, 3484 nt
Organism: Lontra canadensis (Northern American river otter)
Lineage: Eukaryota; Metazoa; Chordata; Mammalia; Carnivora; Mustelidae
Gene: RBFOX1
Product: RNA binding fox-1 homolog 1
Exons: 20
Coding region: 76-1674 (532 amino acids)
Biological process (GO): regulation of alternative mRNA splicing, via spliceosome; nervous system development
Cellular component (GO): cytoplasm; nucleus
Molecular function (GO): mRNA binding
Source: RefSeq, a predicted model, not a curated record